CUAUCAUGUGAUCAGCAGUGUCAAAUCACAGCUGAUCACUGAUCAUCAGUGCCCUGGUGAUUAGUGUAACCCCAUCAGUGCCACCUGUCAGUGUCCAUAAUUGCCACCUGUCAGUGCCCAUCAAUGCCACAUACCAGUGCCCAUCAGUGCACAUCAAUACCACAUAUCAGUGCACAUCAAUUCCACAUAUCAGUGCCUAUCAGAGCUGCCUUUCAGUGCCAACUAUCAGUGCCAGUCAGUGCUGCCUAUCAC
Messenger RNA from Staurois parvus, 252 nucleotides. Lineage: Eukaryota; Metazoa; Chordata; Amphibia; Anura; Ranidae. The record is from the annotation of a GenBank genome assembly.